AUGGACUCAGAAAAUGUGUUCGACAUUUACAGCGCCCCUAAGGCUCCCACGGCUCCCUUGAGGAAAAAGAAAACAAGCAAGAGGCAUCCUGGUGAAAGCAGUAAAGCGCCUCAGGCUAAGAAACCUCACACUACAGGCGUCCCAAAGGACGGACCCUCAGUCAAUGCAACUCCACCACCUUCUCCCCACGAGCAGCAGACUCCCCCUGCUCCUGCUGGGUCGACACCAUCUCCACCGGCCCCAGCCGACCAUACUCAGCAGGCCAAUCCUGCUUCCACAGGCAGUGACAUAUCGAGUCAUGCCUUAAGAUUGGUCAAAGACAAAGUGGCCAAGAUUUUGAAGCACGAACGAUGCCAAGAGGCAAUGGCUGGGACGGAGACGAUGGACGUCGACCAGAUCUUAAACUACGCCUUGAACGAGUUUGCCAGUACAAUGCUGACCCUUACUACCGACUGUCUCCAAUCGGGUGCUGUUACUAAGCAGGCCAAAUCUUUGGAGCAACGACAUGCUAAUGAACUCAAAGCUGCCGAAGCGAAAUAUGCCGAACAGCUUGCAAAAGUGCUCGAGGAGAAGAAUAAACUGGCUGAGUUGAGGGAGAAGCAAAAUUCUCUGGACAAAGCCAUCGAGCAGAGGGACCAGUUCAAGGAGUCUAACCGCGUCAAAUACCGCGCAGCUAAAAAGCUCGAGGAGGACUUGAUUGCGAGUAGACAAGAGACUACAACCUUGGAGGGCUGGAUCAAGGAGCUUGAGAAAGCCAAUGCCAGCAAUUUGGAAAGAAACGCCGAGCUUGCUCGUUGUGCUGCUCGACUGGCAGAGGAAGAAAGAGCGAGGAUUCCUGCUUCCCCUGAGAUCUCGCUGGCCACUGGGAUGGACAGAGGAGAAGCUGAUGCUGAAGAAGCGGUCAACCAGGAUGCUCCCCAAGAUCCUCCAAUCCCUUAG
Messenger RNA from Humulus lupulus (European hop), 939 nucleotides. RefSeq lists its product as uncharacterized. NCBI's taxonomy places the organism in Eukaryota, Viridiplantae, Streptophyta, Magnoliopsida, Rosales, Cannabaceae. The transcript has 3 exons. The record is from RefSeq and is a predicted model, not a curated record. Bases 1 to 939 code for a protein of 312 amino acids.